This is a messenger RNA of Elephantulus edwardii (Cape elephant shrew), 1575 nucleotides long. RefSeq names its product keratin 4 (gene KRT4). The transcript has 9 exons. The coding region runs from base 1 to 1575 and encodes 524 amino acids. Gene Ontology annotation, biological process: keratinization; intermediate filament organization. Gene Ontology annotation, molecular function: structural constituent of skin epidermis. The record is from RefSeq and is a predicted model, not a curated record. Lineage: Eukaryota; Metazoa; Chordata; Mammalia; Macroscelidea; Macroscelididae. Gene Ontology annotation, cellular component: keratin filament.
AUGAUCUCCAAACAGAGCAUCCGAGGAGGGUCCCGGGGCUUCAGCGGCAGCUCGGCUGUUGUGGGUGGGAGCAGAAAGGCUGCCUUCAGCUCUGUCUCUGUGUCUGGGGGUGCAGGCCGCUGCUCUUCUGGAGGCUUCGGCAGCAGGAGCCUCUACAAUCUUGGGGGGAACAAGAGCAUCUGCAUGAGCGUGGCCGGCUCUCGUCAAGGUGCCGGCUUCGGCGGUGCUGGAGGUUUUGGAGCUGGCGGCUUUGGUGCUGGUUUUGGUGCUGGCAGCUUUGGCGGUGGAUUUGGGGGCUCCUUCAAUGGUCGAGGUGGUCCUGGAUUCCCUGUCUGCCCUGCUGGAGGCAUCCAGGAGGUUACCAUUAACCAGAGCCUGCUGACCCCACUCCACGUGGAGAUUGACCCUGAGAUCCAGAAGGUUCGGACCGAAGAGAGGGAGCAGAUCAAGACCCUCAACAACAAGUUUGCCUCCUUCAUUGACAAGGUGCGGUUCUUAGAGCAACAGAACAAAGUCCUGGAGACCAAAUGGAACCUCCUUCAGCAGCAGACAACUACCACAUCCAGCAAAAAUCUUGAACCCUUCUUUGAGACCUACCUUAAUGCACUCAGGAAGCAGCUGGAUACCUUGAGCAAUGACAAAGGACGCCUUCAGUCUGAACUGAAGGCCAUGCAAGACAACGUGGAGGACUUUAAGACCAAGUAUGAAGAUGAGAUCAACAAACGCACAGCUGCUGAGAAUGACUUUGUAGUCCUCAAGAAGGAUGUGGAUGCUGCCUACAUGAACAAGGUGGAGCUGGAAGCCAAAGUAGAUGCCCUUAAUGACGAGAUCAACUUCUUGAGGGUCUUGUAUGAUGCGGAGCUGUCCCAGAUGCAGAGCCAUGUCAGCGAUACGUCUGUGGUGCUGUCCAUGGACAACAACCGCAGCCUGGACCUGGACAGCAUCAUUGCUGAGGUCCGUGCACAAUAUGAGGAGAUUGCCCAGAAGAGCAAGGCUGAAGCUGAGGCCCUGUACCAGAUCAAGGUCCAGCAGCUCCAGGUGAGAGUUGACCAACAUGGCGACAGCCUGAAGAAUACCAAGAGUGAGAUAGCAGAGCUCAAUCGGUUGAUCCAGAGGCUGCGGGCUGAGAUUGAGAACGUCAAGAAACAGUGCCAGACUCUGCAGGCAUCUGUGGCUGACGCAGAGCAGCGUGGAGAACUGGCUCUCAAAGACGCUGACACCAAGCGGACAGAGCUGGAGGCUGCCCUGCAGAAGGCCAAGGAGGAACUGGCCCGGAUACUGCGUGAAUACCAGGAGCUCAUGAACGUGAAAUUGGCCUUGGACAUUGAGAUUGCCACCUACCGAAAGUUGCUAGAGGGCGAGGAGUGCAGAAUGUCUGGAGAAUGCCAGAGUGCUGUGAGCAUCUCCGUGGUCGGUGGUAGCACCAGUGCUGGAGGCAUUGGCGGAGGCUUUGGCCUGGGCGGUGGCCUCUGCUCUGGCUCUGGAAGUGGCUUUGGAUUUGGCGGUGGAGUCUGCGGCAGUUCCAGCAGCAAGAUCAUCUCUACUACCAACCUGAACAAGAGAUCCUUCCGAUAG